AGGUAUUCUCGUGGUUCCUCCGAAAAGCCAAGAAGCUUUACCUUGGCGCUUCUUCCUCUUCGUAAAAAAAAAAAAAACCAAUCUGCGAGACCGUGAAGGUGUUUGUUCUGCUUCCUGAAGUCUAUAAUUAGCACCAGCAUCUGUGCUGCGGAGCAGACAUACCUACAGCGGUUUACUUGAAAGCGGCUUUCUUUUCUCUUUCACACUUUACUUACCUGGCGAAAUCGGUUUCUCUCCUAUUCUUGAAGUAAAAAAAAAAAGAAAGAAUUGAAGGAAGAGGAGAAACGCAGUUUUGAAAAGGGUUGCGUUGCGCAUGUUUCUUUUCUUUCCGAGUUUUUUGCCUCUUUUUGUUGUUGUUCUCCUUCUUUCUUUGACCUUCUUAAGGGUUGCAAAUAUAUCUGUGGAAUAAUUCUCAUUACCCACGUGAUUCGCUUUACGUUCGUUGUUUACGUUUCUGUUCCUCUCUUUAUAUCGAUUAAGCUGAAUUCAAUUUACACCUAUUUAUCCGUGUGAUUCUCUCUUUGUGUCUCUCGUUCAGCCAGACAACGGCGCUGGGCGAGGUAUCGGCGGAAUCGUUUUAAUAGUUUUCUAAUCCGCGGCGCCAGCGUAGCCCCUCUUUUGUUGUUGUCCGUCUUCACUGAGAUUGCGCACUCGGGCUCACGUUUUUGACUUUACCCAAAAAUAAAAAGGGGAAGGAGAAACAGGAUCGAACGAGAAGUGUUACGUCACCGCGUCACGGAAUCGGUGCCAAGAAUGGGAGGUGCGCCGAGUCGAGAGACGCUGGUGCGCCACAUCGUGCGUGACCCGCGCGUGGGGUCGGGUGGUGCAUCGUCCACAGGUGACGCAUCGGCUAACCUCUCACAGCAGCCGGAAAUUGUCCUUAUUCCGCUUAUUCCAGAUUACUUCCCCAGUUCGGCCUCGCCGCUCUUUCAGCAACUGGUACACGUGCGGCGCGAACCGACCGUCUCCUACUACUACCGCGAUGCGCGUAGCACCUUCACGGAGCACACCGUCGUGCACAACCACAUCAGCUCCGACAAGGAGUUGUACAACUGGUACAUGAGCCUGAGCGAGCAGCGACUCAUGGAAACGGAUAACGAGCUGAUUGCGUUGAGUCGCGCCGGCCGCGUUGUGUCGCCAGUGCCGUGCGCGGUGGCGUUUGUGUGCAACGCACAGGUCACCGCGGCGGCGGCGGCAGCAGCAGCAGCGACGGCAAACACGAGUGCGGCCUCCACAGCGUCCCCACCUGACGGUACCGUCGGCCUGAGCAGCAGCUCGAGAAAGAAGGACUCCGCCAAGAGCAGGCAACACCGCCGUGGAAAGCAGGGCGACAGUGGCGUCAGCAACGGUUACAUGACGAUUGAGAACACGGUUCGUGUGCCACACCACACGCUGCGUGUACGCAUUUUCGGUUUUGUGGGAGACACGCGAUUUUGUCCUCCCUCGAUGCAUCCAAACCAUGCCGCUAAGUCCCCAAUGUGCCUGACCAUCUUCCUGUCAAAGAGCACUGGCGGCAAUCACCGUACGCAGGUGACGCUGCUGGCCGCCCACACGUACAUGACGCAGCUUCAGGAGAUCGGCAUCUUGCACCACGCUGAUAAGAGGCUCCUGCGGCCUCUAGGGACAGCCGCAUCCAGUAUUGAUAGCGGCAAUGUUGAUGUUCGUUGCACAGAAACGUCCCUCUCACCGGUGCCCUUGGCUGCCGUCUCGACGGCGGAUAUGGAUCCACUCGCUGGGCUUCGCGGUGGCAGUGCAGGUGCCCAGACGCACUUUGCCAAAGCGAACUCGUGCAGCGAUCCGUACACGGAUCCCUAUAGUGCCGAGGAGCACACAGACCCAUACGGUGUCGACGGGUACGAGGGACAACACCAGCAGCAGCAACAACCCAUUGCCCGCUCGUCACCUUCUGGUGGGUCCAACGUCCCUUUUGAAGGGCUUGGCAGCACGUCGCCGUCCCCUGCGAUGGAGGUGGCAAGUGAGGUUAUUUUGCGGCGUCCCAUCGAGGUGAUUGUGCACCGCGCGGAUGUCCCCGCCCUCUGCUACGUGCGCGAGUUGCGCGCGCGAAUGGACCAGGACGCACGGACAGCGGUCGAUAGCCCUGGGACAGCAUCAGUCCCGGCUGCUGCAUCUACUGCCAUCAUCGCUGAUCGCCUUCACGAUAAUGAAGAGGAAGUGAAAGGGCGGGUCGAUGAGGUUGCACCCACUCGAGGUGGCAAGAGAAAAGGGAGCCGCUCACGCAACGCGCAUCCCAACAAUGCGGCAAUGCGGAAUGCGGACGGGACGUCUACGAGACGAGGCGACUCUGCUUCCCAUUUGUUGGGAGGGGUCCUUGUGGGUGACGAUGACGCACCGCAUUCGUUGAAGCGUCUCAUCCAUACCGUCAUCAAGGAGGAGGAGCUCCACGGUUCGAUUGAUGCGGAGUCGAUGGGACGCGUGCUACUGUGGGCCUCCCGCGUCUAUCUCGCGCACAUUGAGCAGCUCGUCGGCGGGGAGGCGGCAAAGCUGCGGCAGGAACUCGCCCAGCGAAAUCUGCGCGAAAAUCCUCUCGAUGGCACGCUGUUGCUGUCCGAGGACGAGCCGCGGCCACCGAAGACGCUGCCGGUUCCAGGCGAUGUGUGGAUCACCCCACACGACACCUACGUGGAGGUGCAUGCACACAUGGACAGCAAUCAUGGGGGCGAGGUAGGCGAUGACACGGCGCGCAGCAGCGACCGUCACCUCCUCCGCCAUGCGGCGGAGAACUGGAAAAUGGUUUCCGCUGGCACAGUACUGCGUUACGUUGCGGAUGGCGCUCGAACUCAAGUGCCCGGCGGCAACGCAGCAGCAACGGCGGAAGAGACCGCCGCGGCAGCUGCGACAUCUCGAGGAGCGUGGCUAGUCUCGACGGGCGAGUAUGCGGAAGACAUUUUGCUUUCCCUGUGCCGCAGCGCGUGCCACGCUUCGCGGCGUGCGCCCCCGACGGACGAGCACUGGCUGCUGAACCGCGAGACGACCCUUCCGGAGGGUCUCACAGCGGGACUUCUCAUCUGGCGUGAACCGGCGGCGGGUCAGGUUGUCUACUACGGUACGACUCCCGAGUUCCUAAAGCAGUGGGUGCUGUCCGGUGUGGAUGUCGAGGCGGCUUAUCGCAACCAAAUAAAGAAAGUCCACGGCAGUGGUGAUGACAUCGUAGGUGGUGGGAAGCAUGCAGCGGCGGCCAUCAGCACGCAGGAGGAGGAAGGGGAUGUAUCGCGUUCCGUAGGAGACGGCGCACAGGCGGCGUUAAUGCGGCACUCCACCUCCAUUGCCGUUACUUCGUCUUCUGACGCCGCCGCGGCGAACACCACCGCCGCGUCUCGGGGCCUUCAAGGCUCCUGCGAUGGAAAGUCGCCCGCGAAUCGGUCCGGCGUUUCCAGCGGCCCGCAUGGAGGCAGCAGCGGCAAGGAGCGCGCGAAGGGCUCCGGCUCGUCGUCGAUGGCGCUCUACAGCGUCCACACUGGAUUUGUGUGCACACCCGACGAGGAGGCGGCAAAACCGAUGAGCUCCUCCUCGACGGGGGCGUUGUCGCCUGCCGGGAACGGCACAGCUGCCACGGCAGUCGACUUGAGCGCAAAGGACGCCGCACAGACUUCCACGCCGCGUGCGGGGUCGCACCACCUCAGCAGCUCCGUGGGCCGCUACGACGAGGCGCGGCUCAGCCACUCUCUGCCGGCGUAUCAGCGGUCGACCUUCGCUGUUCCGGUGGCGUCGAGCAGGUCGCUUGUGCGCACGCCGAGCUCCGCCGCGUCGAGCAUGUCUAGCCCGUCGCACUCCUACAACAGUUUGAGCAACGUCGGCCAGCCUCUAUCUCUGACUGGCGAGAGUCCCAACCUGCGCACCGCCCACCAGCAGGAACACCCCGCGAUGGUGAAUUUGGCCAAUGCUUGUUGGAUUGGCCUCCCCGAUACAACGUCGCGUGACGGGGCCAACACACCAACGGUGAAUGUGGUGGUGAAGCAGCGACGCAGCGUGCGCUUAACGCCAGGCACCUCUCUUCUCGAUAACGCCACCGCACCGUGCCAUCCGGCGCUCCGCAGUGCACCAACGCAAGGCAGCACGAACAGCCAAAGCAGCAGCUACGUCAGUUCCCUAACGCGAGGAGACGCGCUAAGCUCAGCGUACGCCACGACCACUACACAGCCCAUAGCGGAAAGAUGUUUCACUUCGGGUACCGCCGCGGCUGGCGUUGGGAAGUCCGCACAGGUGGCGAGGGGAUCUCUCCCCAUUCACAUCUUCGGAUCCCGCGACUCGAGCAGCGAGGACCGUUCCUUCCGUCAAGGCGGGCACUCCCCUUCCACACAGGAGCAAAGUCGCUCGCUGCUGCGCGGCGAUGACGCGCUCAUCUCACCCGCCACUGCGACGCGCACCGACCCCCUCACUCGCCCGCCACCGCGGCAGUCAGCCGCAAUGGACAUAUGUCCUGGCCAGGGUCGUCACCACGUCGGCACCCCGGUGGAGUCGUCGCCGCUGACGUGGGCGACGAGAAGCAGCGCCCAGCCGUCGUCGAUGCGCGGUGCCUCGGUGACCUUCGCAAGCGGCUCCGCGCGGCACAGCUCGCUGCUGCACACGUCGCACUACCAGGAGCCGUGCCAGCCAGUGCUGAGCCUCCCGGGGUCCUUCUCGACGUCCGAGCUGCUCGCCAGCAGCGCCUCGUCGGCGGGGUCAUUUCCGCGCAAGAAGGAGGCGCUGCGGCCGCCACCGCUGAUGUCAGAGGCGGCAAUGCUAGCGGUGGAUGGCAGGGCUGUCGAGGAGACGAGUGCGCACGUGUCCACGCCUGUGCCGAACGCCCUUGGCACCAAUGCGGGGUCGCGCAGGAGCGCAUCGGGCGCGCAAGCAAACAGAAGCCUUAUCUUUACACCCCCGGUGGCCGCUGCAAAAAGUGAUUAUGCCCCGAUGGAGGCGAGACGCUCGGGGAGCAGCAGCGCACCUCACACGCCGCGGCAUGACAACAUGAGCGACAGCGAAAAAAGUUCAGUUGGAUCGGGCAAGUACCCUUGGGACUGGCGCGGUAUCCCGUGGAACUCUUAA
Leptomonas pyrrhocoris is the source of this 5046-nucleotide messenger RNA. RefSeq lists its product as hypothetical. The coding region runs from base 754 to 5046 and encodes 1430 amino acids. NCBI's taxonomy places the organism in Eukaryota, Euglenozoa, Kinetoplastea, Trypanosomatida, Trypanosomatidae. The record is from RefSeq and is a predicted model, not a curated record. The transcript has a single exon.